Messenger RNA from Pantherophis guttatus, 11281 nucleotides. It is a transcript of the gene CNKSR2, whose product is annotated as connector enhancer of kinase suppressor of Ras 2. Gene Ontology annotation, cellular component: membrane; cytoplasm. NCBI's taxonomy places the organism in Eukaryota, Metazoa, Chordata, Lepidosauria, Squamata, Colubridae. Gene Ontology annotation, molecular function: protein binding. The record is from RefSeq and is a predicted model, not a curated record. Gene Ontology annotation, biological process: regulation of signal transduction.
UCACACGGGCGACCCGCUCCCCAAAGAGCACAAGAGGGGCCGCUUGGCUUCAGAUAUUUUCGGCUCCAAUCCUCGUCAUUUCCGCCAGUGGGGGAAAGGUGGGCGCUGUGGAGGGGGAGGGGAGCAGAGAACGUGCGACAAGCGUGCAGCUCCGGAGGGAAAGCUGACUAGGGAAUAGCCUCGGGGGGUCGCUCAUUGCAGGGAGAAAAAGGCGCGAAGGAAGCCGGACGCGAGCUGCGGGCUGCGCCGCGGGGUGGUUAAACCUCGUGAGCCUUCAGCUCCCACAGCCUCGGUCGGAGCAGCGCCAGGACCCAUUUCCAGCAUCCUGGCUCUGCAGGUCGCGGGUGGGGGCGCGGCAGGCUGUAGGCGGCGGAGCGUGCAGCAGCCGCUUUCUCCGGCUCCCGCUGAAGCACCAACAGGAACGGAAAGCUCCAGAGGCACACACUCAUCCACGCGCACCGCGCGCCCACGGAGGCAGGCAGAGGAGCCUGGAGAAGAAGGCUGUUUCGAGGCGCAUUUCACAAACGCGACGAAGUCUUGUAAACACUGGAAACUGAAUUCAACGCCCACCACCCUUCGAGCCCACCGGACUCUGCUUGCUUCCAUCGCCCUUCUCGUAGUCCCCCCUCCCCCUAUGGCGCUCAUUAUGGAACCUGUCAGUAAAUGGACGCCGAAUCAAGUGGUGGAUUGGAUGAAAGGCCUUGAUGACUGCCUGCAACAAUAUAUCAAGAAUUUUGAGAGGGAAAAAAUUGGUGGAGACCAGCUACUACGUAUUACUCAUCAAGAACUGGAGGAUCUGGGAGUUACUAGAAUUGGUCAUCAAGAACUUAUCCUGGAAGCAGUUGACUUACUCUGUGCAUUGAAUUACGGAUUAGAAACUGAGAACCUAAAAACACUUUCUCACAAGCUAAAUGCAUCUGCCAAAAACCUUCAGAACUUUAUCACAGGAAGAAGGAGGAGCGGUCAUUAUGAUGGUAGGAGUAGCAGAAAAUUACCAAAUGAUUUCCUUACCUCAGUGGUGGAUUUGAUUGGAGCAGCAAAAAGUCUCCUAGCAUGGCUGGACAGAUCACCUUUUGCUGCUGUAACAGAUUAUUCUGUCACAAGGAACAAUGUCAUACAACUCUGCCUCGAAUUAACAACAAUUGUACAACAGGACUCAACAGUACAUGAAACUGAGAACAAAAUUCUCCAUGUGUGUAAGACUCUAUCUAGUGUCUGUGAUCAUAUAAUAUCACUUUCAUCUGAUCCCCUCGUGUCUCAAUCUGCUCACCUGGAAGUGAUUCAGCUAGCAAACAUCAAGCCAAGUGAAGGGCUGGGUAUGUACAUUAAAUCUACAUAUGAUGGUCUCCAUGUAAUUACUGGAACAACAGAAAAUUCACCUGCAGAUCGAUGUAAGAAAAUCCAUGCUGGCGAUGAAGUGAUUCAAGUUAAUCACCAAACUGUGGUGGGGUGGCAGUUGAAAAAUUUGGUGAAUGCACUACGAGAGGAUCCGAGUGGUGUUAUCUUAACUUUGAAAAAGCGACCUCAGAGCAUGCUUACCUCAGCACCAGCUUUACUGAAAAAUAUGAGAUGGAAGCCCCUUGCUCUGCAGCCACUUGUAUCUAGAAGUCCUACAAGCAGUAUGGCAACACCAUCCAGUACUGUCAGCACACCUACUAAAAGAGACAGCUCAGCCCUCCAGGACCUCUACAUACCACCACCUCCAGCGGAGCCUUAUAUUCCCAGAGAUGAGAAGGGGAACCUUCCAUGUGAUGAUACUGGAAGACAUUUAGUGGGAAAGCCAGUACAUAAAGGAUCUGAAUCUCCAAAUUCAUUUCUCGACCAAGAGUAUCGAAAGCGUUUUAAUGUUGUUGAAGAAGAUGCCAUUUUGUAUUGUUAUGAAUAUGAAAAAGGAAGAACAAGUAGUUCUGGAAGAAGAGAAAGCACACCAACAUAUGGGAAAUUAAGGCCUAUAUCUAUGCCGGUAGAAUAUAACUGGGUAGGGGAUUAUGAAGAACCUAGCAAAACAAAAAGAGAUAGCAGGAGAGAAAAUUCACUUCUUCGAUAUAUGAGUAAUGAGAAAAUAGCACAAGAAGAUUACAUGUUCCAAAGGAACAGCAAAAAGGACACAGGGAAAAAAUCUAAAAAGAAAGACAAGAAUAAUAGUCCUAGUCAUUAUUCUCUAUUACCUAGUUUACAAAUGGAAUCAUUAAGGCAAGACAAUAUGAGCACACCUGGGCCUGAAACAACUUUGUACCAUACAUUUCAACAAUCCUCUCUUCAGCAUAAGUCUAAAAAGAAAAACAAAGGUCUAGCACCUAGUAAGAGUAAGCGACGGAUUUCUUGUAAAGAUCUAGGUCGUGGAGAUUGUGAAGGCUGGCUGUGGAAAAAGAAAGAUGCUAAAAGUUACUUUUCACAAAAAUGGAAAAAAUACUGGUUUGUUCUAAAGGAAACCUCCCUGUACUGGUAUAUCAAUGAGGAGGAUGAAAAAGCAGAAGGAUUCAUCAGUCUACCAGAAUUUAAAAUUGAUAGAGCUAAUGAAUGUCGCAAGAAGUAUGCAUUCAAGGCCUGUCAUCCCAAAAUCAAAAGCUUUUACUUUGCUGCUGAACAUCAAGACGACUUGAACAGAUGGUUGAACAGAAUUAAUAUGCUUGCUGCUGGAUAUGCAGAAAGGGAAAGGAUCAAACCAGAACAAGAUUAUUGGAGUGAAAGUGAUAAGGAAGAAAUAGACACACCUUCCACACCUAAACAAGACAGUCCACCUCCACCAUAUGACACAUAUCCACGACCUCCUUCAAUGAGUUGUGCAAGCCCUUUUGUGGAACCAAAACACAGUCGACUGUCUUCUACUGAAACUUCCCAGUCUCAAUCUUCACAUGAAGAGUUCCGUCAGGAGCUGGUGGGGAGUACUACUGAAUCUCCCAUCCGCAAAACAGCAAGCCAGCGUCGGUCUUGGCAGGAUUUAAUAGAAACACCGCUGACAAGCUCAGGGUUACAUUACCUUCAGACUCUGCCCCUUGAGGAUUCAGUGUUUUCUGAUUCUGCUGUUAUCUCUCCAGAACACAGGCGGCAAUCAACUCUUCCUAUCCAGAAAUGUCAUCUGCAGGAUCACUAUGGCCCUUUUCCUUUAGAGGGUGAACAAAUACAAGUUUUAAAUGUGAAUGGGGGAAAGCCCCGUAGUUACACUCUGCCACGGGAUGGUGGGUUCAACCAUUGCUGCCAUAUACUUUCUGUCAGUGCUUCAAGCCAUCAAGAAGAAGUGCCACAAAAAGAGCAAGAGGAACAAGGAAGAAAAAUUACAGAAGAGAAUCAAGUAGAUGAAAGUGUCAGCUGUCAAGCUGCAAAUCCAGAAAAAAAAACUCCUCAGACAUUAUUUUACCAAGAGUAUAAACUUUACUGAAUAAGUUGACAUCCACAUUGGCACAGAAGAAGCAAAACCAGCUCUGGGCUUCCCACAUAAACACAUGCAUAGUUCAUUUCCUCUUUCCCCACAGGCCACCCACAGUCCAUUACAUCCACCAAUCACUUCUGUUCAUUUUGCUUUGGGAACCAGCUGAUUACGCUGUGGCAUCUGCUCUGAGUGUUCUUGGGGGGGAGCAAUGUCUCAUGGAAUCAAUGAUGCUUGGAGGCCAUACUCCCAGCCUUGCAUUCCAAUCCACCCCUCCACCAGUCUUUGUCAAGCUGAGAGCAAAGCAGAAUAUAGGUGAAAGAUUGAGUCAGUUCUGACAUGCCAACCCCCCGAAAGAAGGGUAGACCUGAAACAACAGUAAACAUAUAUACACAUUAUUACUUACAACCCAACUUCUGUCACAUUCCUUAUUAGGGACAUUGAGGAUACCUAGUGUGAAACUCUUAACUAACCUUGCAGCCCUAACAUCUGGAGUAGCCACCCACUCAGCAUCUACUAAAGGGUAGCCUUUUCACAGUAAUUACUUGGUACUUUGUGAUAUUUGGAGUUGAGAAUCCUUUUGAUCUCAUAGUGCUCCUCUCCCUUAACUAGGAUGGGAGGAGGAAGUGGUUCUUUAACCGGCCUCAAGCCAGAUCCCCAAAAGGGUUUUAAAAGAUUGCAAUGAAAUACCGGAUGCUUGCCUGAGGUUUCAGCUCCACCCUCAAUGGAUUCACGAUCCAGAUGAUUUGGAAAGGCCCUAUGUAUUUGGGAUCUAACUUUUUAUAAGCUUGUCUCAGGUUUAGAUACUUGGUGGACAAAUAGACUAUCCCACCCUCUAAAUUCCCUUUGGGGACCCCUUUUCAAAUCUGCUUGCCUUUUUUUGGCUUUCCCUAGCUUUAUUUACACACAGCGGGCCACAUGGCUUUUAGAGUGUCCAUCCAGUCAGCUAAUGACACUGAGGAUGGAGCUUCCUGAGGGAGCUCUGGCAUUGUCAGGUAUGCCUCCUUUCAAUACCCAAGAAAGAAAAACCCCGACUCCAUUUUCAUAGAGAAAUGUACUUUUACUAAGUAUGAACUGAAUGCAACCAAAGAAAAGCAAGGUCUGAGGCAAAAGGAGCAAAAAUUACAUAUAGAAAGCAUCCCCAAAACCCUUCUUCCAACCGUCCAGCGAAAAUUAUCCAAUCCACAUUUCCCCCAGGGGUCAUGUGGGGUGCAACGUCCGAUGGUGCCAUCCUCCUGCUCUGCCACAACAGUCGACCUUGAGUUGUUACCAGCUUCAAAGAAAACGCUGAAGAAAACUUUCUGCUCUUCUCCACCAGCUCACUUCCCCCCUCCCAGACAUUCCAAUAGCUCCCCCCUCCCCCCGUUACAAUGGCAGCCGAGCAAGCAAGUAAAGAAAAAGUGGGCAUGGGCAGGCAUGGGCACAAAUUCAGUCCCCGUGACCCUUUUGAAAGGGGUAAAACCAGGGGUGAAAUGUUCCCAGAUCGGACCAGACCGCCCAAUCCGGUAGCAAUUUUUCCCUGUGGUUCGGCGAUCCAGUAGCAAUCACCACCCAGGUGUCAUUACUUCCUGGUUUUAACCAGGAAGUAAUGUUUUUUUACUUUCUGUGCAUGCGCAGAAGAUAUGAGUGCACAUGCACGGCGCAUGCGCUUCCGAACCAGUAAGGAAGGUAAGUAGAUUUCACCCCUGGGUAAAACCUGUGCUGCUGUGCACCAAGUUGUUAUAUGCCACUUCUGUGAAAGGCAGGAGUUUGGCCCAAUUAGUCUGCUGAUAAUUUAUAUAACAGUACAGGUAUUGCACUGAGUUGGUACAUUCAACUGCUCCAUUGGUACUUGGAUGGUAGAUGGAGCUAAGUCCCUGGGAGGAGCCUAUCAAUUUUAAAAAUUUCCACCAAAAUUUUGCGGUGAAUUGCACCCCCCCGUCUGAGAUAAUGCAUUUUGGGACACCAUGUAGUCUGUAGAUGUGUUGCACAAACAUCUUGUCUAGGGCUCGGGCAGAAGGAAUCUUUGGACAUGCCACAAAGUGUGCUUUGAAAACAGGUUGAUGACAGUCCAAAUUACUGUGUUCCCAGCACUCUCAGGCAAUUCCAUGAUAAAGUCCAUGGAUAUCUCCUCCCAUGGAUUACCUGGGUUGGCUACCAAUGUAGCAAGCCUAGAGGCUUCCCAGGUAGGUGUUUCAUGGAGGCACACACAGGACAGCUGACCACAUAGGCUUCUAUGUCCUUUUUCAUAUUCGGCCACCAGAACCAUCUCUUCAACAGGUGAAGGAUGUUUACAAACCCAAAAUGCCCUGAGGAUUUUGCAUUGUGGCUCCUCUGCAGGACCAAAGUUUUCUGGCUGGCUGGGAUGUACACUUUACUCCUAUUCUAUGCCAAGUCCUCCUUCACCUGUAUGUCUCUGGAACCAUUCAUCCACCCCAAGGAAUCUUUUAGUGGUUGCAUUACUGAGUCCCCAGCCAGCUGUGGGGAGACUGUUUUCUGCUGCCUCAAGAGUGUUGGCACUGCAAGCUGCCUGGACAGCUUCCUCAGGGCCUUUAACACCUCCACAUUCUUGUGGUCUGUCCACACUGCAAAUGGAAUCUUACUGCCCUCUAAAAACUGCCUCCAGGUGAGAAGAGCCCAUUUGACUGUGUAAACCUCCUUCUCCCAAUGGUCCACCACCUCUCAGUAUCAGACAACUUGUGAGAUAUGUAGGCACAUGGUUGCAACUUUCACUUUUCAUUCCUCUGGAGUGAAACUCCCCCUCCUGCCACAUCACAGGCAUCCGACUUGAUCACAAAAGGUUCAUCUGGGUUUGGGUGCUUCAGGACUGCAUCAGCAGCAAAGAGCCUCUUCAGUUUUUGAAGGCUGCCUGGCAUUCGAUGGACCAAUUUAGUGACUGACUCGGUUUGGGCUUUGCUCCCCUUAAGUCUUGAGCAAGUUGGUGAUGGGCAAGGCUAUCUGGACAAAUGUGAGGAUGAACUGCUGGUAAAAGUUCAUGAAUCCCAGGAAACUCUGUAACUGCCUCCUGGUUCAAGUGGCUUCCCAUUCCAGGAUUGCUCUCCUCUUGGCUGGGUCCAUCUCCACCCCAUCCUUGGAGAUGCGAUAUCCCAGGUAGUCUAAACUGGUCUUGUGGGAGUCACAUUUAGAUAGCUUUGCAUAUAGCAUAUUUGCAUAUUUGAGCAACUUCUCAAGUACUGCUUUCACUAGCCUGACGUGCUCUUCCAUGAUCUUGGUAUAAAUUAGGAUGUCUUUCAAGUAUACCAGCACCCCUUUGUACAGGUGUUCAUGCAGAACCUCAUUUACUAAUUGCAUGCAUACUGCUGGCAUCCCAGAGGGCAGUUGAAUGCAGUUUUCCACUCAUCCCCCUCUUUAAUCCUCACUCAGUAAUAAGUUAAUCUUAGUAAAGAUCUUCCCCUUGGCUAGGUAGUGUCAAUUGUCCAACUAGUGUGCCCAAAACAAGAAAACACUCUCAGGAGCUUUGAAUUCCCAAAAGUAAAACUUUAUUGGAUACACCAUUUUGGUACUAAAAAAAUCAAAACCAGCUCUGAUUUUUCCACACAAAUACUUGUCUAGUUAAACAAUAGCUUACCUUUUUUCUCCCACCCCUGGAUGAUCACAUUGUUCAAUUAUGAGAUGUCUUUUUGUUAUGAGAACAAUCCACCUCCUUCUCAGGCACCUGUCGUUGUGACCUUGAUGGUUGCCAGGCUCUCACGGUCCAUGAACACUUUCUCAGCAUUCCAUUUCACCCUUCCCUCUCCCCAGUUUAUUGACAAGUUGAGGUUUGAAAGAAGCAAAGUGCCAAUCUUGACAGAUAGUCCAGCAUGUCCCUCAUGAAGGGGAGGGGAUACAUAUUCUCCAUGCAGAUGCAAUUUAGUACUCUGUAAUUCAUGCAUAAUCUGAGAGACCUGAUCUGUCCCCAUCCACACACACACACAAACACAGCCAGCCGAGGGUUAAGAAAGUACUUGGCACGCACACAGGUCGUUAUCUCAAACUUGGCAGCAAUAUAAUCACCGUCUGCCAAGAGCUUUUACUGCAACAGAUAACAUAACAUUACAUACGCAUUGCAAAUAGUCCAGCAAAACAAAAUCCCUUUCGGCAGCUUCAGACGUUGUUCAAGUGACUAGCCAAAGUUUGUUUUUGUUCGUCACGGGGUUUUACCAGCCACCACCCUCUCUUAUAUAGUCUCUGGGGUGUGAUCCAGUGACUCAGUUCUAAUCCCUACCACGCCUCCUUAACUGCUGCAACCGUUUAUCAUGCCUUCAUUGGCGUGCGUCCAGGAAUGACGGCUCUCCUUCGCUCUCAUCCGAGACACCUGGCUCCUGGCUAAUCUCCUCUCCCUCGGCCGGCACCUGAGACAGUGCCAGAGGGGAGGGGCCUGGAGAGGGAGGCCUGGCUGACUCCUCUUCCUCAUGUUCGGAGCUUUCUUCCUCCAAUGAGAUAGGCUCAGAGGGCGGGGCCACAACAAGACCCAUCUUUUUCCUCUUUGAAAAGUACAGGGGCAGCCAUCCUUGACUUCGCUGUCUGGAUAAAUCCUCUGGCUAAGUUCUUGUCUAUGAACUCCCAAAGUUCCUCCAUUUCCCUUGGCAUCAAGGAAUACAUCGGCUUUGGGUAAUUUACUCCCUGGCUGUCAGUGUUCCAGAAAAACCCCAACUCCAAGUAAAGACGCGCAAGCAAACAUUUUCCAAAGUUCUCUUUACUAGAAUAGGCAAACUGCCGCAUCUGGGAAAACCUGAAUCUGAAAAGCCCAGGUUUUCCUUCAGUAAGUCAAAGCCCCCAAAACCAUCCCCUUCCCCCCCCCAGUUGGUCACAUGCUCCAAUCAACAUCCGCUCCAUCUUGAUACAGCCCCCUGACCACUCCUUUUCCAGAUCCUGGAUUGGCCUGACCUUGACCAACAGGAAGAAUGCUAUUAUGUCUACUAACAACCCCUCUCCUUAAUCCCCCCUCCUACUUUCCCACACAUGAGAAGGUGGCAGCAUUGGAGCUUCCAGCCUAAUAUGGUUUCCAAAGCUGACAGGCGUCCCCUCCCCCUGCAAAAAGAACCACCUCCUGAAAAAUAAAGCAGACAAAACACAAAAGAAGGGGUUAACACCGUGCACCAGACUCCUCAACCCCCUCUCUUCCCCCCCCCCCGGGAGACCUUUUGUUUUCUCAGGAAAUUUAUCAUGAAAUUGUUUCAGAAGAACAUCAGCAUUUACAUCCCAACUCUUCACCCAAGUAGCUUCAGCCAAAGGGUAACCUUUCCAAUGUACCAAAUAUUGUAAGCGACCCCUGUAGAGUCUAGAGUUUAGGGUUUUCUUUACCACAUAAUGAGUCUCCUCUUGCACAACCAAAGGAGGGGGUGGAGCAGCUCCUCACAUAGUCUUCCACAUCAGCUUUCAUCUCUGGCCACCAGAAUUGUCUCCUAGUCAAAUGUAGGGUUUUUAAAAAUCCAAAGUGGCCCCCUAGUCGAGAAUCAUGACUCCUCUUUAGCACCAGGAGUCGCAGGCUGUGGGGCACAUAAAGUUUACUCCCCUUCCAUGCCAACCCGUCUUUUAGGGUUAGGUCUGCCUGGUUCUCCUUGAACCAGGAAUCAGUCGAGAGUGCCUCUUUUAGCUCCGCUGUCAACUUGUCUUCGGGUAGGUUGGAACCCUGGCAUGUUUAUGCUCUGGUGCGGGCUUGGGCAGCUGGCAUGAAUUAUCUCUUCCCGUUGGCUUUCAAACUGGGGCUUACGGGAGAGAGUGUCAGCUAAAAGGUUUUUACCCCCCGGGAUGUAUUUCAGAUUAAAGUUAAAGCGUUUGAAAUAUUGAGCCCAACGAACCUGCUUGGGAGAAAGUUUCCUCGGGGUCUUCAGCACCUCAAGAUUCUUGUGGUCAGUCCACACCUCAAAAGGCUCAUUAACCCCCUCUAGGAAGUGUCUCCAGGAUAGGAGAGCCCAUUGCACCGCAAAUGCCUCUUUCUCCCAUACUGCCCAUCUGUGCUCAGUGUCUGUUAACUUUCUCAAUACAUAAGCACAUGGCAUUAGAUUGUUUUGGGCAUUCCUUUGCAGUAGAACAGCAGCCACUGCCACAUCACUUGCAUCCACCUGAACCACGAAGGGCUUAUUUGGGUCAGGAUGCUGUAGGAUCGGCUCCACUGCAAAUAGGCGUUUCAACCAUUCAAAGGAUUUUUGACAGUUCAUUGUCCAAGCUAGGGGCUGGCUAGGUUUUGGCUUGGUGGGAGACGGGCCGGUUUUUAGCAAUUCUGUCAAAGGGAGUGCGACCUCAGUGAAGGAAGGGAUGAAUUGUCUGUAAAAGUUUGCAAACCCCAGGAAGCUUUGGAGUUGCUUAUGGGUACGUGGGGGCUGCCAGUCCAGCAGUGCCCUCACCUUCCCUGGGUCCAUUUCGAUUCCCUGACUCGACACCCUGUAUCCCAGGUAGUCCAAGGACUCCUGAUGGAAUUCACAUUUGGACAACUUUGCAUAAAGUUUGGCUGCUAGGAGCUUUUUCAGCACUUGUCUGACCAAUUUGACAUGUUCUUCCAUAUUUUCGUUGAAUAUAAAAAUGUCAUCAAGAUAAACAUAUAGGUGUUCAUGCAAAAUUUCGUUGAUCAGUUGCAUGAAGAUCGCGGGGGGCCCCUGGAGUCCAAAAGGCAUGACCCGGAAUUGGAAGCUGCCCAAGGGGCAGUUAAAAGCAGUCUUCCAUUCGUCUCCCUCUUUUAUGCGAACUUGGUAGUAGGCUUCUCUUAGAUCUAGCUUGGUGAAAAUCUUGCCUUUUGAUACGUGGUUCAGCAAGUCCUUCAUCAGUGGGAGUGGGUAGGUAUUUUGUAUGCAAAAGCUGUUCACGCCUCGAAAAUCAAUGCAAAAUCUCAAUGUACCAUCUUUUUUUUCUUUAAACAGUACUGAGGCAGCCAUCCUGGAUUUCGCAGGCUUGAUGAACCCUCUGGCUAGGUUGUUGUCAAUGUACUUCCUCAACUCAAUCAUUUCAGCAGGCAUCAUGGAGUACAUUCUGGCUUUUGGCAAUUUGGCUCCCAGUUGUAAUUCAAUGGCUCAGUCCGUGGGCCAAUGAGGGGAGGAGGUUACAUUCUUCCUCACUGAAAGCUUUGGCUAAGUCUGCAUACACCUUAGGAAUCUGGUGUUCGCCUGGGGGCCCGUCUGAACAAACCACUGCUGUUUCUGGCCGCUGGCCAUUAUGGGUAGGUUGCUCUUUGGGGGAGGGGCAGGGCCAACCCCUAUUCUGAUUUUUCAGUAUCCAUCUUCCCAUUUGAUGGUGGGGGCCCAUUUGUCCAGCCAAGCCAGGCCUCUGACGUUUUUGGGGUUACUAUAAAUCGUAUAAGUUCAUGAUGUUUCCCCAUCUCUAAUUUAAUCAGUUCAGUAAUAUGAGUGGCAGGGACACCCCCCCCAAUUAACAUUCCAUCCACCUGGUGAAAUUUAAUUGGGUGCUUUAAGGGUUGUGAGAAAUAAAGAAAUUAGGGUUAUUCCUGUAAAACAAUAUAGCCUAAGUUACGCCAUUUUAAAAUCAUGUUAAGGUUUUAUUUUACUCUGUAUAACCUGAUUAUAUAAUUUAGCUGACAGUUUAAGGAGCAUGAGAACGGGAUGUGUGAUUCCUGUGUUUUUAGAGGAAGUUGUGUUCUUGAGAUUAUUUUGGAGGAAGUUAUGUUCAGGUCGGCUUGACCUCGUUAAGAAAGGGAAGUGCGCAUAUGCUGAUAUUACUUGUUAUGCUGAUAUUACAUGUAUAAGCAAUAUUUUUAAGUGGGUAUUUUUAUAUACUGGAGUUAUGGGGACUUUCCAUAAUGGGAAUACCAUGUGUUUAUCUGUUAUAUAAAGUCUGAAAUUGUACUCAAGGGACAUGCUUGUAUCCUGUAAGGUGUAACCUGAAAUUGUAUAAAAGACGGCGAGAACGAAUGGUAAUUUGCUCUCUCACUUUGAGGGGGACCUUUGCAAAGAAAUAAUUAAUAAAUAGUAUUCUUGUCUUAUC